Schistosoma spindalis is the source of this 869-nucleotide messenger RNA. Lineage: Eukaryota; Metazoa; Platyhelminthes; Trematoda; Strigeidida; Schistosomatidae. The record is from the annotation of a GenBank genome assembly.
GUUUGACAUAGUAACGAAACAGAGGGCAAAAUAAAAAUAUAUUAACUUAAUUUGAUUUCAUUUACAUGGAAAUGACCUUUAAUGAUGACUUAAAGAGUUAUUUGAGAACAGCCUUAGAUGAUGAUGGAUUUUUAGGUGAAAUUAAAGCUGAUAUAUUGAAGAAGAUUUUCAAAAAAAUAAAGAAUCAGUCACCUGAAUUGAAAACAUCUCCUGCUUCAGAUAUACAUUCAAAUAUCAAAUUACUAAUUAAUGAACUAAUAAUUGAAUAUUUAAACUUUGAAAAUUUAUCAUUUACAGAAUCAGUUUUUCGUCAGGAGUCUGGUCAUGGUAAUUUACAUAAGUUACCUAGACAAUUUCUAUGUCAAACAUUACAAAUUAAACCAACUGUAAAUAUUAAAUCGUUAGUUCCUAAAAACCAUAAUAAUAAUAGUAAUAAUAAUGCCAAAAAUGAAUUAAUUGAACAACCAAUCCCUUUAUUAUUCUAUAUUGUACAUUAUCUUAUGGUAAAUGGUUUAGAUACAGUACAUAAUCAUGAGUUAUACAAUAAAGAUUUUUCAAAUCAAGUGCAAAAAUCAACCAUUAAUGAUCGGCCUAUAAAUAAUCGAAAUAAUGAAGAUGAUUUCAAUUCUACUCUUGUAUUACACAAUCAUACUUCUCUUCAAAAUACACAAAAACAUUUUAAUCCAGAACAUAUUUUAAUUUAUGAACCAACUGAUAAUAAAAAUUUGAUUAAUUCUGAAUCUGAUUUGUAUUAAUUUUUUAUACAAUCGAAAUAAACUUCUAAUACUGUGUAUUUACUUGUUUCUUUACUACUAUUGUUGUCAUUUAUUUAAUAUCUUACUACCCUGUUAACAAAGCUGUGCACUCUC